AAGAUGGCGUCUGACGGAGAAUACGUUGUUUUGGUUAUUAUGGUUUCUUGGUCUUAAUUACAACGUCCAUGUGCACAUGUAUGUCGUUUAACGGAGUAAACGUCGUUAUUAAUUGUUUGUAUAGCGGAUACAUUAGUCUGAGUGCACUUUGACGUGCUAGCCUAGCCUGCUGGUUAGCUUAGCUUGUUAGCUGCUAAGAAAGACAGGCGGAAGUGAUCGACACAUCAAAGCAGAGAUCCAAUAUAAAGUAUUGUUAUUGGUAUUAUUGUGUGAACAUGUCUACAUUACAAAUGAUGUGAGUGUUGUAAUUGUUUGGGUCCGGAUACAUUAGUUUAAGCGCACCGUGUUGCUUCCCGUACUCGCUUAGCUUGCUAGUUAGCUUAGCUUGUUAGCUGCUAACAAAGAGAGGCGGAAGUGAUCAAAACACAUCGCUUAGUUGAGAUCAAGUGUGAGUGUAAAGUGUUGUGAUUGUGUGAAAAUGUGCGAAAGAACGAUAGCAGAGUACGAGGAGGAACUUUGUCCAACAAAAGAGGAGAAGGAGCGACAACAUCAACUACUGGACGCUGUUUUCAAGAAACAUCAAGUUGUGUUACACAGAACAGACAAAUGUGAAGAACAUCUUCUCCCUGAGCAGCAAGAGUGGAGCUUCAGGAUGGAGCAGGAGGAGCCACAGCCCUCUCGCAUUAAAGAGGAAGAUGAGGCGCCACGGUCCCUGCACAUUAAAGAGGAAGAAGAGAGCCCACUGAUCGUUAAAGAAGAAGAGGAGGCCCCACAGCCCCUUCACAUUAAAGACGAAGAGGAGGAACACAGCAUCAGUCAGGAGUUCCCAGUGAUUGUUGUCAUUGUGAAGAGUGAAGAUGAGGUCAAAAGUGAAAGUGAGGAGAAGAAAGAGGCGGAGCCUCCAAGCAGCAGCUCAACUCAACACAUGACAACAGAAGCUGAUGGAGACCACUGUGGAGGAUCACAAGCAGACAAGCUCUUAGCUCCACUAUCAGAUAGUGAGGACACAACGUCACACUCUCCUGACACUGAUGAUGAAGACUCUAAAGAUGAUAAGACAUGUCACACUGACAACACACACUUCACGUGUUCUCUCUGCGACAAAACCUUUAGAUACCGUUGUCGUCUGGUAAGACACAUGAAAACGCACACCGGAGAAAAACCUUUCACCUGCUCAGAAUGCGGUCAAAGGUUUGCACGGAAAAAUGAGUUAAAAGUACACACGAGAACACACACUGGGCAAAAACCUUUUUCUUGUUCAAUUUGCGGUAAAGAUUUUACCCGAAAGCACCAUUUGAAAACACACACGAGGAUACACACCGGAGAGAAACCUUUUUCCUGCUCCGAAUGUGGUAAACGUUUUGUAACUAAUAAAUAUUUAAGACUACACAUGAGAAGACACACUGGGGAAAAACCAUUCAUGUGUUCAAUUUGUAGUAGAAGAUUCACCCAGAAGGCAUAUUUAUUAAGACACACAAGAAUACACACCGGCGAAAAACCGUUUGUAUGUUCAGUUUGUGGUAAAGGUUUUAUACAAAGUCCGCAUUUGAACGCACACAUGAGAAUACACACAGGGGAGAAAGUGUUGAGUUGCAGUGUGUGUGGUGAAAGAUUCUCUUCUAAGUACCAGUGUAAGAAACACAAGUGUGCUGGUGAGAACAGCAGCAGCAAAUGAAGAUGCAGGAUUUGAAAUAAACUUUCUAACAACAUCAGCACAUAUAACAUGUGUGACAUCAUUGUUGUGUGUGUAACACAAUCUUGUUAAUAUGAUUCUAACAUUUAUAGAUUAGACACUUCAGGUUAGUGCUUUUAUUUCAGUCAAGUACAUGAGUUAAUAUACACAUUUGUGUACUUUAAAAUGAACAGAACAAUUUGGCUGAACAGGUGAGAAUAAACAGUACAUAAAAUAUGUUACAUACAGUAACAUUGUAUAUGUAGAUAUUCAUAAUUCACGUUAUACUUAUUCAUAAUAGUGUUUUUAUGGACGUUUCUUUAAAUAAUGAAGUUUUACAUAUUGUCAUUUCUAUUUGUGCAUGAUUCCAUAGAUGAACUCCUUUAUAUGAUAUACAUAUUUGUUUUACAUGUGUUCAUACCUUUGCUUUUGAGUACACAUAAAUCCCUCUUAGUUCAUAUUUACUGGUUCACAUCUGAAACAUCUUCUGGACCACUUCUGGAAGCUUAUUAUUAUUUACUUUAUACAUCAUUUGAACAGUUGUGUUUUAUACAUUUUUUAAAUGUGUGACUUUAUGAAUCAUUUGUUGGGUCUCUAUAAUCCAUUCUAUUAAUUGUCUUUAUUACUCUCUUGUGUAAUAUGAAUAUUGUUGUGUGAUUGUUUUAUAUGUAU
Molecule: messenger RNA, 2344 nt
Organism: Nerophis lumbriciformis (worm pipefish)
Lineage: Eukaryota; Metazoa; Chordata; Actinopteri; Syngnathiformes; Syngnathidae
Biological process (GO): regulation of gene expression
Cellular component (GO): nucleus
Source: RefSeq, a predicted model, not a curated record